AUUGUUUUUUUGUUGUCCAAAAAUUAAGUAAAAAUAAAAAAGAAUAAGAAUUAAGAACAGCGCAAACGACGUUGUUAGCAGGGACUUAAUCAAUGUUUGAAAAAUUAGUGAUUAAAAAGACCACAGUAGGCGACCGCUAAAUACUUCGCGUGAGCCAAACAAAAAUUCACUCAAUAUUUGGCAAUAAAAGUAAAUAAGAGCAGCACAUUUUGUGAAACUGUAAAGAUUUAAGGCCGCUGCAAUGGAAACAGCAGAGCUAAGUCCUUUUGUGUACUGGUCGCAAACGAAGCAAACAUUGUCGUUAAAAGUCGACCUAAAAGAUGCAAAAGGUGUUAUUACAGAAUUCACGCCCACAACGCUCUCGUUUAGCGCCAAUGGCACUGGAGCGCGUGGAGUAAAUGCGUACAGAUUUCGGCUGAAGUUCUAUGAGCGCAUCGAGGAGGAGAGUGCCACAUACACGGUCACAGACCACAAGAUCGAGAUAUCCAUACGGAAAGAAGAGCCUGGUUGGUGGGUGCGACUGGUGGCUACACCACAAAAGCCGCACUGGCUGAAGGUUGAUUUCGAUCGCUGGCACACCGAGGAAGAUGCAGAGAUACCCGAGCCAGCUGCGAGAGAUGUGCGCGAAGAUUAUGCGGAGGAAUAUCAAAAUUUACAAAAGAAGGAAAUCGGUUAUGUACGGGAGAAAACGAAAAAAGUCUACUUGGUCAUCUAUAACUUGGCCAUGUUUGUGGGCUAUCUGCAUAUUCUGAUUGUAAUGGGCGUGAUGUAUCUGCGGGAUGGACCAGACAGCAUUAAGCAUGCAUAUGAGUAUGUGGGCACUUCGUUCAAGUUCGUGCAACUAAUGCAAUACAUGGAGGUACUGCAUCCAAUUUUUGGGUACUCUAAGGGCAGCCCACUUGUGCCAUUUUUUCAGGUCUCUGGACGCAACUUUGUUCUCUUCCUUAUGAUUGAAAUGGAGCCACGCAUGCAUGCCAAGCCCGUGGUAUUCUAUGUAUUCACCAUUUGGGCGCUAGUCGAGAUUGUGCGAUAUCCUUACUAUGUCAGCCAGCUGCUCCAACGCGAGAACGGCCUACUCACCUGGCUACGCUACACCAUUUGGAUUCCUCUCUAUCCAGCAGGCAUUGUUUGCGAGGGUAUCAUACUGCUGCGCAGUAUACCCUAUAUUGAAGAAACCCAACGAUUUUGCAUUGACAUGCCCAACAAAUGGAACAUAACCUUUGACAUGGUGCUGUUCCUAAAAGUUUACUUGCUGCUGCUGGCUUUGCCCGGCAGCUACUUGGUCAUGUCACAUAUGUCCAAGCUACGCGUUAAAAAACUCGGACGUGGUCGUGCCAAAGCAAAGAAAAACUAAUUUUAAACAAGUCCUAACAGAUAUUAUAAUAUCAAUUUUGCUUAAAGGGGUUUUUAAACGCUUUCAAGACAAUGAGCAGAAUAUUCAAGUUAAGAAUAUUCAAUAAGUUAAACCAAAGCAAACUUUUAAGUAACAAUUUCAAAUAUGUUCCAAACAAAGGACCCCUACCAGUUAUUU
Molecule: messenger RNA, 1531 nt
Organism: Drosophila busckii
Lineage: Eukaryota; Metazoa; Arthropoda; Insecta; Diptera; Drosophilidae
Gene: Hacd2
Product: very-long-chain (3R)-3-hydroxyacyl-CoA dehydratase 3
Exons: 4
Coding region: 242-1354 (370 amino acids)
Biological process (GO): sphingolipid biosynthetic process; very long-chain fatty acid biosynthetic process; fatty acid elongation
Cellular component (GO): endoplasmic reticulum membrane
Molecular function (GO): 3-hydroxyacyl-CoA dehydratase activity
Source: RefSeq, a predicted model, not a curated record